GAAAAUAACAACAAAAACAUUUUCGUGAAAAUAAAUAAAAAGAAAAAUAAGGAUUUAAUAAGUGCUUUCGUAACUUGUUUUAGCAAAACCUACAUGUAAUAACUCAUUCGCUAAUAGUCUGACUUAACGUGCCACGAUGUCGCUAGGAAAAUUGAAUAAAAAGUUGAUUUUAUUGGGAAGAAAUUUUUGCUCGAAAUCAGAUCCUUAUUUUAUCCAUAAUGAAAGAAACAACUGUGGAGUCCUUCAACUCUAUCGGCCAAAAGCAUUGAAUGCUAUUAAUCGAGACACUUUCAAUAAUCUAUACGUACUACUCAAUGAGCUUCAGAACCGCAAUAAUCUCGUCAUAUUUAAAGGCAACGAUAAGAUCUUUUCAUCAGGAGGUGACAUUAAAGAGCUCGUACAGUUUACUUCCAUUGAUCAAGCAAAAGAAUAUUAUCAACAUCCAUUAAAUCUCUUCCGUUUAGUCCAUAACUUUAAGGUUCCAUUUAUUCCACUCAUGAAUGGAGUAUGCUUUGGUGCUGCAUCAAAUUUAACUGUUGCUGCCAAGAAAUAUCGAGUUGCGACUGAAAAGACAGACUUCGCGAUGCCUGAAGCCAAAAUUGGAUAUGUCACAGACAAUGGAUCAAGUUACUUCCUUUCAAGAGUUCCACGAAAUAUUGGAUAUUAUAUUGCAUUGGCUAGUCCACGUAUCAAAGGAUAUGAUAUGAAUAAAAUUGGACUUGCUGAUUAUUAUAUUGAAAGUGAGCGACUUUCAGAACUGGAAGAUGAAUUAGUCAAGUCUAAGAACACAGACGAUAUUGAACGUACUUUAAAGAAAUUCUCAUCGGAACCACCAAAACACACUGAAAUGGACACUUUAAUUAAGGAAAUUGACAAGUGCUUUGACGGUGAUACAGUUGAGGAAAUUGUAGACAAUCUAAAUCUAGAUGGAAGUGAAUGGGCAAUGAAUAUAGUCAGGUCAAUGAAUAAGAACUCACCGACUAGUCUUAAAGUCUGCCACAAGGAACUGACCCUUGGAAAAUCAAUGUCACUUGACGAUUGCUUAAAAAUGGAAUAUCGACUUGCAAUUCAUCACUUUACAGGCAAGGGAGAUUUCAAUGAAGGCGUUCGUGCAUUAUUAAUUGAUCGUGACAACAAACCACAAUGGGAAUUUAAGGCAUUGCAUGAAGUCACGGACGAAUAUGUUAAUGAGUUCUUCAAACCACUUGACGACCAAAAAGAACUUGCAUUUAAAGACUAGAGAGC
Molecule: messenger RNA, 1245 nt
Organism: Chironomus riparius
Lineage: Eukaryota; Metazoa; Arthropoda; Insecta; Diptera; Chironomidae
Source: the annotation of a GenBank genome assembly